This is a messenger RNA of Alternaria atra, 333 nucleotides long. RefSeq lists its product as uncharacterized. The transcript has a single exon. The coding region runs from base 1 to 333 and encodes 110 amino acids. Lineage: Eukaryota; Fungi; Ascomycota; Dothideomycetes; Pleosporales; Pleosporaceae. The record is from RefSeq and is a predicted model, not a curated record.
AUGCGUAUCAAGGUGGUUAGGGGCAAAGACGAGGGCUACGUCGUCAGCGUCUACACGCUUAUAAACAACAAUAAGGAAGCCAGACCAUACUCAUCUCGCGGUCUCGACACGGACGAUCUUAGACUCAACUACCUAGUCAACGUGUUGAAGAAGAACGAAGACGGCCUUGAAUUUAGAUAUGGGUAUCAACCGUGGUGGUACAUAGAUGAUGAGGAGGAGGCAGCCAUUGACACGGACGAGGAUCUCGUUAUCGCACACAGCUCUCUCCGAGAAAGGGUCAAAGCAGGUGAAGACAUGGAUGAGCUGACCGCGGUGGGAUCACCAGCAUUGUAA